Molecule: messenger RNA, 5689 nt
Organism: Oncorhynchus gorbuscha (pink salmon)
Lineage: Eukaryota; Metazoa; Chordata; Actinopteri; Salmoniformes; Salmonidae
Product: serine/threonine-protein phosphatase 2A regulatory subunit B'' subunit alpha-like
Biological process (GO): protein dephosphorylation
Cellular component (GO): protein phosphatase type 2A complex
Molecular function (GO): protein phosphatase regulator activity; calcium ion binding
Source: RefSeq, a predicted model, not a curated record
CCUGUCUGGACAUUCUGGUCAAGUGUUCAGAGGACUUGAAGAAAUGUACUGACAUCAUCAAGCAGUGUAUCAGUAGGAAGAGUCCCGGGGGAGGGGAGGAUGGGGGAGCCAGUCCAGAGAGCAUCUACAGAGCUGUGAUGACUAGACUGAGCUCCUAUCUGAGGAAACUGCCUCUAGAGCUGGAGGGGGGCUGGGUUAGGGUUAGGGUCAGGGGCUGGAGGUCAAGGGUCAGGGAUUGGAGGUCAUAGCGAGUUGGCCGAGCUGGUUAGUAGUCUCCAUAUGCUGCAGCAAGCAGCUGUCCCCUUCUCACCCAUAUUUGGGAAUGAUCAACCGCCACGGUAUGAGGACGUUGUUCAGAACCCUCCCUUACCCAAGAGCAGGGAUAUACUGCCACCCUCGUCACUCGCUCCAGACUCUUCUCUCUCUUUGUCCACUACGCCUGAGACAGCAGGGAGACAUAAGGUUCAGACCAACGGGCUGCAGCACACACACACUCUGUCACACACACACACUCCCUCACCGCACACACACACGUUGUCCGUUUCUACCCCUCCAUCCCAGGCACACACACCUUCCUUGCAAACGCACACUCCGUCAGAGCGCACACACACUCCGUCCAUCUCCCCCAUGGAGGCUCUCUUCAUUGAAGAGGACGCAGACCUGGGGAGGGGGCUGGACAGGGCUUCCAGACACACACACUCACACACCCCGACCAGAAGCCUCACACACACUCACAGUCGGAACGGGACAGCUUUUAGUCCACACACACCCCCCAGCUCCGCGCACACACACCUCAGCCCCAAUCUGUCACACGUACACGUUACACACACACUCCAGUCUGCUGGUGAAGACCUCACCUGCCCCUCAACUUCCGAACACACCCCUCCUGUCACUCAUAGAGACCACGACAUCGACAGGCUUCUGAUGGACUUGGAGUGUCUGUCGCAGAGCAUGGGUCGGGAGAGAGACCAAGUCAGAGAGGGAGAGAGAGAAAGAGAGGCGGAGCCCCCUCUCCCCGUUAAGACCAGACAGAGGGGGACAGGACAGGGGAACACCUCCCCACAAACCCAACACUGUCUCAAGACACAAACCCAAAUCAACCCCCAGGCUCAAAGGCCUUUUCCUGUUAGCCACCUAACCGCUAACGCCCAGGCCACGAGGUCGACCCCCAGCUCGCCUGCUCCUCCUCCACAGGCAGAGGGCAGCAUGGCGGGGCUGGGAGAUGAGGAGGAUGGGGUCCUGCUGCUGAGGAUCCUGGAGAGCAUUGAGAGCUUUGCCCAGGAGCUGGUGGACUCUGGGGGUAGUCCUGGGAACACUGGGAAGACUGGGGCUCAGAGCAAAGAGAAGGAGGUGAUGAGACUCCUACAGGACACUCUGGCUACUGCAGCCAAGACUGACACUCUGACGCAGGCCAAACUACCUGGAUCUCCACCCGCUGGGCAAGAUGGACCUGUACAUGUGUCUGCCUCCACACCAACACCUGCACCCAGACUUACAGAUGGACCUGUCUCUACAGCUCCCACACCUGUCCCUGCCCCUAUCCCCACAACCCUAGCAGAGUCUGUCUCUACAGCUCCCACACCUGUCCCUGCCCCUAUCCCCACAACCCUAGCAGAGUCUGUCUCUACAGCUCCCACACCUGUCCCUGCCCCUAUCCCCACAACCCUAGCAGAGUCUGUCUCUACAGCUCUCACACCUGUCCCUGCCCCUAUCCCCACAACCCUAGCAGAGUCUGUCGCCACAGACCAAGCUACACCUUCUGCCCCUAUCCCCACACCUGUUCCACCAACUACAGUCGUACCUUCAGAAUCAGCCGAUGGACAUCAACAUCCACCUGUAGCUGACCUGACAGCUGUACUUACCACCACGGCCACCCCUCCACCCUCCCCUGUCCCGCCCCCUACACCCACACCUGGAGAGGCACCUGUUGCAACCAUCGCUGCUCCUCCUGUUGCCGUGAGACACCCGGUUGCCCCUAGCGAUGUGGUUGCCCUGAGAGACAUCGGCUCGACGUUGCUCAUCCAGCAGACGCCUGAGGUGAUCAGAGUCCAGUCCAACAAGCAAGAUAAAAAAUCUGGCACCCCUCCUCCAGCCCCUCUCUCCCCCACCCCCUCCGUUCCUCCCCCCACCUCCCCCUCUCCUCCCCCCACUCCAGUCGUCCUCACCCCUCCUCCUCCUCCUCCCCCUGCCCUCAACAUUCCCCGCUUCUACUACCCUCGAGGGUUACCGGGGGUAACAAAAGUCAACCACGAUGCGGCCAUCACUGCCAUAGAAACAGCCUUCACCGAGUUUGAGGAGGAGAAGGCUGAUAUUUACGAGAUGGGCAAGAUCGCUAAGGCAUGUGGCUGUCCUCUGUACUGGAAGGCAGCCAUGUUUAACGGAGCGGGAGGAGAGAGGACCGGCUUCGUCUCUGUUCACUCCUUCAUCGCUACCUGGAGAAAGUUGUUACAUAGUUGCUAUGACGAUUCGUCUAAGUUUAUCUACCUCCUAGCGAAGCCUGGCUGUUCCUACCUGGACCAGGAGGACUUCAUACCUUUAUUACAGGACAUAGUGGACACUCACCCAGGACUGACGUUCUUGAAGGAUGCCCCAGAAUUCCAUUCCCGUUACAUCACCACCGUGAUUCAGCGGAUAUUCUAUGUGGUCAACCGCUCGUGGACAGGUCGCAUCACCAUGACGGAACUACGCAGGAGCAACUUCCUGCAGACCCUGGCCCUGUUGGAAGAGGAGGAUGAUAUCAACCAGAUAACAGAUUAUUUCUCUUAUGAGCAUUUCUAUGUGAUCUACUGUAAGUUCUGGGAGUUGGACACAGACCACGACCUUUACAUUGACCCUAAGGACCUGGCUCGUUACAACGACCACGCAUCUUCAAGCAGAAUCAUUGAGAGGUUGUUCUCAGGAGCCGUUACACGGGGUAGCUCAGUGCAGAGGGAAGGGAGGAUGAGUUAUGCAGAGUUCAGCUGGUUCCUCAUCUCAGAGGAAGACAAGAAAAACCCUACCAGUAUAGAGUACUGGUUCAGGUGUAUGGACACAGAUGGGGACGGUGUGUUGUCUAUGUUUGAGUUGGAGUACUUCUAUGAGGAGCAGUGUAGUAGGAUGGAGGGGAUGGGCAUUGAACCGCUACCCUUCACAGACCUGCUCUGUCAGAUGCUAGACCUUGUCAAACCUGAAAGCCAAGGUAAGAUAACCCUGUCUGAUCUGAAGAGGUGUAGGAUGGCUCAUAUAUUCUUCGACACGUUCUUCAACCUGGAGAAAUACCUGGACCACGAGCAGAGAGACCCGUUCGCUUUGCAGAAGGACAUAGACAAUGAGUGUCCAGAGCCUUCAGACUGGGAUAAAUACGCUUCAGAGGAAUAUGAGAUCCUGGUGGCAGAAGAGACAGCUAAUGAACAGCUGCAGGAGGGGACGUUUGAUGAUGACUAUGAGGAGGCGGAGCUUCCUGUUCAAGGAGAGAUGGUUGGGAAUAAGAUGGAUAAGCUUCUCAUAUCAGAUCUGUCAGCAUGAAAUUCCCAAAGCCUGGAAUACCGCUCCCUUCCCCUUGGAUAUACAGGAGACAGGGGAGAGAGGAAGAAAUUAAGAAAAAGCUAAAGCGAUGGAGGACUCCAAACUCUCUCAGCUUCUCCUUUCAUACACAGACAGGGACAGAAGGGAUGGUGAGAAGACAGAGGGGGUGGACUGAAAACGAGAGAGAGGAUGGACAGAACGAGAUAGAGGAUGGACAGAACGAGAGAGAGGAUGGACAGAACGAGAGAGAGGAUGGACAGAACGAGAGAGAGGAUGGACAGAACGAGAGAGAGGAUGGACAGAACGAGAGAGAGGAUGGACAGAACGAGAGAGCACUCUGGCAGCUGUCCUCUCAGCCCUCUGUAGGAGAGAACAUGUUUUCCAGUCUUUUAUCUUCAUUGGAGAUUGUGUGUGUGUGUGUUGUCUAUGCAUGUGUGUGUGUGUAUGUGUGUGUGUUUGUGUCAUCCCAAAGACUGUGUUUAGUGCAAUAAUGUGUCUUAACAUGUUUAUUAUGUAGAAGUAAGAAAGCACAAAUCCUGAUGUGGAGAUACUUCCUGUAUUAUGUUUAUAAUUACUGCCAUAUGGAGAUUUUUUCACUGACAAUCAACUACUAGACAAUCAGCUAAUCAAUCAAGUUGUUUUCAAAUGUGUCAAUUAACACACACACACACACACACUGUACAUACACACAGCUCUGUGCAAAACACCGCCAUCUUGUGGUCGCUAGUUAUACUGCUGGCUGCUCUGAGAGACGCGUGACGUUUGGAAAAGGGAGCUGUUGGAACACGGCUGUCAGCGUCUCCGUUGAUAAACCUCAUUUUCAGUGUUCUAUUUCAGAAUGUUACUGUUAAGUAGUUUGAUCAGGCGGGCCAUUGUGUGUUUGAUUCAUUUAGAAUUAGUCAAAUGUUUAAUUCAGUUUGAGAUAAAACGCAUGUACUGUAUAUUCCGUCCGUAUACUUUUCAAAGGAGUUCUCUCAUAGCAGAGGCUGCGUCACUAAUGGCAGUCUAUUCCUCAUAUAGUGCACUAUAACUUCUAGGGAGUAGAGUGCUAUUCUAGAUUUGACCAGAAUCAACCACAGUGUACAUAGACUGAGCUGUAACAAACUAACUAUGAACUAACUAUCUCUCUGGCAGAGAUGUUACUGUAUAAACCAAAAUGGACAGGAAUGGAAUCUGCCAAAAUGGGCAGAAGUGACACACACACACACACACACACACUUGCUAGCCACAAGGCGCGCUGUCGACACGUGGAACAGAGCUGUAAAGCUAACAGGCGUUUUCAUGUGUCACCUAAGGGGAUGUUCAAAUAGCAUGAUGUUAAAGAUGAAAAGAGUGGGCCUAACUAACUGCCAUCCUGUCAUUAUCCUCCUCAGCAUCAUGUAUUCUUUAGGUUGUCACUGGUGAAUGCUGGUGGUGUUUUAAAGCUGUGUUCAUGCGCGUGUGUGUGUUUCUUUAAGAGCGACAAUCUGUCCCGAUAUAUCCAUUGUAAAUGUGUAUUUAACUCUACAUAGUGUUGCCAUUGUGUACAGAUGAUGUAUCUGAUGCUUUGUGUUGCUGUGUGGCUCGACGGGGUUCAGUUAUGUGGCGUGUGACCCAAAUGCACAAGGAUGAUUGGUCGGAGGUCAUAGAGGGACACGCCCACCAGACAAUUGACUGUCAAUCAAUUUGUCAAUCACCUAUCAAUCAGUUUGAUAGUCUGAUUGAGUAAUAAGGAGCAUCUUGCUGUAACUGGAUUGGACACACUGGUAGCUCCUCCCUUUAGAGAGACUCAUGCUGUUGUAGAGACACACACACACACACACAUUUAUGAGACACUGCUGUGUCUGACGCUAUGCAAACAAUCUGCUUUUUUGCUGACUGCCCUGGGAACACACACACAUCUGCUCUGUACUAGGUGCAGGGGGCAGGGUGAGAAGCCAUGAUGGAACUGCCUAUGACCGGAGACACUUCUGCCGCAAUGAGGACUUUUACUUUGAAAUGUAUGUCUGUUUUAAACAACUUUUACUUAGAUUUUUUUCCCCCUAAUAAUCUGACGUUUUACUUCCAGGUUGAUGAGGCUUCAGUAGAUGUUCUUGUGUUUCGCAUGGCUUCCUUCUUUCUAUCUUUCCUUUGUUUUCUUUUAAAAGUGAAUUCAAAUAAAGGCGAUUUAAGGAGAGAGAGAAAAUGAAUGGCGGAUACAACUCAA